Molecule: messenger RNA, 1687 nt
Organism: Ornithorhynchus anatinus (platypus)
Lineage: Eukaryota; Metazoa; Chordata; Mammalia; Monotremata; Ornithorhynchidae
Gene: LRRC74B
Product: leucine rich repeat containing 74B
Exons: 11
Coding region: 56-1249 (397 amino acids)
Molecular function (GO): protein binding
Source: RefSeq, a predicted model, not a curated record
UGUGAGUCCGGACGGGCGCGGGGCCGGCGAGGCGCCGGGUGGUCGGACCUUCGCCAUGAGCAACGGCGAGCCCGCCCUGUCCGCCGGUGGCUGCUCAGAGCCUUCAGAGGAUGCGGCUGGCCUGCCGGGAUCUUCGGAGAGCGAGGAGGAGGUGGAGGUGGAGGACCCCGUGGAGGACCGCUCUGAGGCUGAGGAAGGGUCAGACACCGACCUGGACCUCGAAGAGGCCGAGGGAGCACCCGACACUACGCAGGCAGCCCGGUACCUGGCAGCCUGCCGGGGCUACGGCGCAGUGCCCGUGUCCGCCUUUUUCCGCCACAUGACUGACUCGGAACUCUCGCUGCCGCAUCACGGGCUGGGGCCCCAGGACGCACGAGCGCUGGCAGACACCUUGAUGACCAACACCUGCAUCGUCAAGCUCAACCUGCGAGACAACGUGCUGAGCGCCCCCGGGGCCGAGGCCAUCGCUGGGAUGCUGAAGGAAAACUGCUUCCUCUCCGAUGUGGAUUUAUCAGAGAACAAGCUGGGCGAUGGCGGGAUCCAGACGCUGUGUGCCGCGUUGCUUGACAACUCCACCCUGCUCAGACUCGGCCUCUCCGGAAACCACUUGGGCGCCCGGGCCGCGGGUCACCUUGCCGACAGCCUCCUGGUCAACCACAAGGUGGAGUCGCUGGACCUGAGCCACAACCAGCUGGAUGACCGGGCGGGAGAGUUCCUUGGCCGGGCUCUGGCCGAAAACACGGGCGUGAAGGAGCUGUCCCUUGGCUGGAACCACAUCCACAGCCCUGGGGCCGUGGCCUUGGCCCGAGGCCUGGAGGCCAACAUCUUCCUGAAGGUCCUGGAUGUCUCAUACAACGGGUUUGGGGAUCCGGGGGCCGCGGCCCUGGGUGAGGCUCUGCGAGGAAACAAUGUGCUGGAGGAGCUGGACGUCAGCAACAACCGCAUCUCCCCGUCUGGAGCCUUGCGCUUGGCCUCAGGCCUCCGAGAAAACCGAACCCUCAGGACCCUGGUGAUGGCUAGAAAUCCCAUGCGGAGCGAGGGCUGCGUCGGUGUCCUCAAGUCUGUCCAGGCCAAUGCACGGUCAUCCCUGGAAAUGCUGGACUUCACGGACAUCAGCGUGAACAAGGACUUUCGGGAGCUCUCUGAAGCAGUCCGAGGGCUUUUCCCCAGACUCCACAUCGUCCACGGAGGGUUCCCGGCGCCCUUCAGGAGAGACCGACCUAAGAUCCCCGAUGAAGCAGCAGCAUGAGGCCGUGGCCUGGCACCUCUGCAGACUCGAAUGCUUGCCUCUCCAACUCCAUGGCUCCAGUGGCCCAAGAUACCCAGUCUUCCGGCUUCUGGGUGUAUGCCAUCAGCCUAGUGUGGAGUUGGGAGGGGGUCCCCAACCCUGGGACCAAGAGAGAGCUGCUCCUUGCACUCCACCAUCAGAUUGUUUCAAAGACCUGCUGCCCUCCCCCCUGUAACUUUCCAUGGGGGUAAAUUGGGGACGGAGUGAGAAGGUGCCUUUGUGCCCCACUCCCCCUCACUCCUCGUCCCUGGUACGGCCUGCAGAUAGACAGACCCCCACACUCACACCCUGCUGCCUCUUCCACCCUUCCUCUGCUCAGCCCUGAUGGUGGCACAGGGCAGGAAACUGGAGAAGAUGGAGUUUCUCAUCCAAUAAAGAGGUAAUCGCUUUCAGCUCCGU